AUGCACUCGCCAGGCUCCUCCUCGUCUCCUUGCUUUGACUUUCCCACCUCCCAAAGCCUGUCAUCCUCUGUGUGGGUGAAGAAAACUCCUCUCCCGGGAGGGCUGCGGGGUGCCAUGGGCACGGGGCACUCCAAGAGCGAGCGGCGAAGGAGCGCGGGUCUCCUGAGGAAAGGUCCCAAGCUGCCCGCCUGGGAGGAUGCUCUUCUCUCUGGGAAGGAGCCCAGGGCGCUGCUGAAGAGAGGGCUGCGUUAUGUCAGCCUGAGCCUCAUCAUGAAAGGCAUGACCAGCACCCCCGACUUCUUGUGGGGGCUGCCCGAGGUGCAGAAACUGAACCUCUCCCGCAACCAGCUGGUGGCGAUUCCUCCUUCCCUGGGCAAACUGGACAGGCUGGUGGUGCUGAACCUAGGGGGCAACCGCCUCAAGGGGCUGCCCAAAGAGAUCGGGCUGCUGAGGAACCUGAAGGUCUUGUUCCUCAACAUGAACUGCCUGACAGAAGUGCCUGCGGAGCUCGGCCUCUGCAGGAAGCUGGAGGUGUUGAGCCUCUCGCACAACGGCAUCUCCCAGCUGCCUUUGAGCUUCACCGACCUGACCCACCUGAAGAAGCUGAACCUCAGCAACAACCGCCUGGUGCAGAUCCCCCUCUGCGUCUACGCGCUGAGGAGCUUGGACUUCCUCCACUUGGGCUCCAACAGGCUGGAGAACAUCGCCGAGAGCAUCCAGUACCUGGUCAACCUGCAGAUCUUCAUCGCGGAGAACAACAUCCUACGCAACCUGCCGAGGUCUCUCUGCUCCCUCACCACCCUGGAGCUGCUGAACGUGGACUACAACGCCCUGCAGAGCCUCCCGGAGGAGCUCUACCUGCUGAGGCGCCUGCCGCGCAUCGCCUGGAACCCCAUGGACAAAGGUCUCCAUGUUGCCCACAACCCCUUGGCCCGGCCCCUGCCCCAACUGGUCGAGGGAGGGCUGGAUGUCCUCUUCAACUACCUCAGGGAGAGGAAGGAGAACCACUGA
Merops nubicus (carmine bee-eater) is the source of this 1011-nucleotide messenger RNA. Its product is annotated as leucine-rich repeat-containing protein 30-like. NCBI's taxonomy places the organism in Eukaryota, Metazoa, Chordata, Aves, Coraciiformes, Meropidae. Gene Ontology annotation, molecular function: protein binding. The record is from RefSeq and is a predicted model, not a curated record.